AUGAGAACUCCCAUAGUCCCUCAGCCAGCUAUGCCUUGAGGAAACCCAAAUACCAAGCAUGAAGCUAGUAGAUGCUUGUUUGUUUCAACAUCUGGAAUUUAGUGUUAGACUUCUCUUGGAUGAUGGAGGUUCUAGCUCUGGUGACGGUUACCUGUUGAUGGGCCUUCCCCUGUCAAUUUCUCUUAUGCCUGUCAGGCAAUGUUUUCCAUAACUGAAGUUUCCAUAAUGAGAAAAGCUUUGCCUGUUGGAUUUCUGCUUGUUGCACACAACUAACGAAAGGAACAUUUCUGCUGAACAGGUGGAGGAAAAAAGCACUCUGUAAAGUCUUCUAGCAUUUUAUGGAAGAGGUGUUUUGUACAUCUUUGAAUCCUUUGGGUGCAGAGCAGUUAGGAAAUAUUUUAAUAGAUGUAGGUUGCAAAAAGAAGUGAUUCAAACAGAAGGGGGAGGAGAGAGUCCAUUGCUAGGCGAAGCAUAUUGGUGGGGUCAGAAUAGGAAGUGAGAUACAGAGUUCUACAACAGAGUGUGCUGACAGAAAGCCACAGAGGGCUGAAGCAAUAAGCAGCAUGGGACACGCCGUUGAAACAAGGUGGACUCUCACAGUGGCGUUUCUCCUUUGCAUUGGUUCAUGUUUUCUGCCAUCUUCCAGAGCCCAGAAUUUCAACGUCAUUGACACCAAGGCUCCUGUGAUAUUCAAAGGUGACAAAGCUAACCAUUUUGGCUAUCGUGUUGUCCCAGUGAGAUCAAGUGGUGCAUCCUGGUUGCUAGUCAGUGCUCCCUUGUCAAACAACCGUACGGGGUCACUUUUCCGCUGCUCAUAUGAUACAGAGAGGUGCCAGCAAGUAGAUCUCAACCACCCCUCUGGGAUAUCUCUGGGCCUCUCGCUGGCUACAGAUGAGGUGAACAAUUCCAGAAUAAUAGCUUGUGGUCCAACCUGGGAGCGCCGGUGUGGGGAGAUUGAUUAUUUGAAUGGCAUCUGUUAUGUCAUGGGCAACGAUGAUCAGAAUUUGAAAGAGAUUCAUCCUGCUUUUCAAGAGUGUGUCUCCGGUGUGGAUGCUGUAAUCUUAUAUGAUGACUCCGGAAGCAUCUAUGAUGCUGAUUUCAAAAUCAUGCAAAACUUUUUCCUGAAUCUAAUGAAAUCUGUGCAAAAAAAGGAUGUACAGUUUGCUGCAGUCCAGUUCUCUACUGAACCCCACACUGUUUUUGAUUUUGCUAAGUAUAACACAAGUGAAGGCCAGAUUGAGAAUGAUAUCCGUAGUUUCCAACGUAUCAAGGGAAAUACCUUCACCCCCACUGCCAUCCGCUUUGUAGUGAAUAAGGUCUUUAUCCCUCAGCGUGGCAUGAGGCCUCACAGCAAGAAAGUCCUCAUUGUUCUGACCGAUGGCCAAUCCAAUGACAAUACGAACACAUUUGCAAUAGCAAAGGAAGAUGCUGAUAAAAAAGGCAUCAUCCGCUAUGCCAUUGGGGUAGGGAAGGAGUUUCUUAGAAAUCAAGAUGAACUGCGCAACAUUGCCUCCUCAGCCAAAAAUGUUUUCUAUGUAAAGGGUUUCAACGCCCUUUCGAGUCUUCAAAAAGAGCUGCAAAAUAAGAUUUUUGGCAUUGAAGGAACCUUUGAAAAUUCAUCUAGCAGCUCAUUUCAGCAAGAAUUUUCACAAGGUGGAUUCAGCACCCUUUUCACUGCAGAACACGUAGUAUCUGGCACCGUUGGUUCUUAUGAAUGGUCUGGGGGUCUGGAGGUAGAGUUCUUGGGAAACCCUCCUCAAACCAGUUUCCUGAAUGGGUCUGAUAGUGGCUUCGAGUUCUCAUAUCUGGGUUAUUCGAUGGCUCUAGCUCAUCGUGGCCAAAGAACGUUUUAUGUAGUUGGGGCACCACGAUAUCAGCACAUCGGGAAGGUUGUCCUCUUUGAAAAACAGAGCAGGACAUUAAUGGAGAGCAUCAGAGGCAAACAGAUUGGUUCUUAUUAUGGUGCUGAGCUUUCUGCUGUGGACUUAAAUGGAAAUGGAGAUACUGACCUCAUUCUAAUCGGGGCUCCAUUUUACUACAAUGGCACACAAGGAGGCCUUGUUGAGGUCUGCAGUUUAAGCAACAUGGGUCAACUUAGUCACCUCCAGACCCUUCGCGGCAUUCCUGACAAUGGACUAGGCAAGUUUGGGGCAGCGCUCUCCUCAUUAGGGGAUGUGAAUGGGGAUGGUCUGGCUGAUGUGGUGAUAGGUGCCCCCAUGGAGGAUGAAGACCAUGGCGCCAUUUACAUCUUCCUGGGAGAAGUGGACAGACUCAGGGAUGUGCACAGCCAGCGUAUUUCUGCCUCUUCUUUCUCAACCAUGCUCCACUUUUUUGGACAGUCCAUCCAGGGAAAGUUGGAUCUAAGUGGGGAUGAACUGACUGACUUAGCUGUUGGAGCACUAGGAACUGCAGUGAUACUUCGAUCCAGACCUGUUUUCACUGUCAUCUCUUCUCUGAGUUUCUCUCCUUCCCCGAUCUCGCUGGAUCACCCUAACUGUGGAAGUGGGAAAGAUUUGGGUGUUGGCCUGCAUGGCAAUCUCAGUCUUUGCUUCACCCUGAAACCCAUCAGCACAAAAUGGAGCAGUGGUACUUUGAGGGCUACCAUCAAGUUUACUCUCCAGUCUGACGCAGCCCGGUCUGGUGGUGCCCAAUCUCUGCCAAGACUUAUGUUUGAGAACGAGAGGUCUAGCAUCUCAGAAAUCAUCCGUGUUGGAAUGAUGACAAUGUGUGUCAAAAAGACCCUCCAAGCUCUGGGCUGCCUGGAUGACACCUUCUCUCCCUUUGCUUUGCAAGCUAACUUCUCUGCUGAAGGACAACCAGAUGUCUCUGCCAGGAAUCUCCGACCGAUCCUUGACCCUGAAACUAACUUAUCUGCUGUGGUUGAGGUUCCCUUCAAGCAAGACUGUGGCCCAGAUGAUAUUUGUGUGUCAGAUCUUCGGGUCUCCUUCAACUUUUCAGGGUCCAAAGGUCUUAAACUGAGUCCAAAUUUCAUAUUGAACUUAACGGUAAAACUAGAAAAUGUGGGCGAGACAGCAUAUGAACCAGGCCUUUCCUUUUACUAUUCUCCUAUUUUAUCCUUUCGGGGGGCUUCAGUUCUUCAGUCUAACUGGCGUCUGUCCCCAGCUUGCAAAAUGCACGGAUCUCAAAGGAAUGCAUCGACUCAUCACAGCUCCUGCAGUUUCAGGCCCCCUGCCCUCAAGAGAGGCACUCAAGCAUUUCUCCAGUUUUCCUUCCGCUCUUCUAAAGGUGAAUCUUGGCAUGACAAGUUUGUCUCCAUCACCAUCCAAGCACACAGUCAGAAUGAGAAUGACACGCAGACCCUGAGUGACAAUAAGGCCACAGGCUACCUUCCUGUGCUACACCCAGUUGACGUCAUUGUGAAGGGGCUUGAGUCCACUACGUACCUCAACUUCUCUACAGAAAAUCCAGAGAAGAAAAUACUUACUCAUGCCUAUGAGGUUACAAAUAUGGGUUCAAAUUCCACCCCAGUCAAUGUGACUUUUGAACUCCCCUUAAAAAGUGAAUUGGGGUUCUUCUGGAAUGUGACCCCAACCCACAGUGAUGUGACGAACCAGUUCCCCUGCAUACCAUUAUUAACCCUCAGGAUGGGCAUCAAGGCUAAGAAUUUCAAAGAAUCAACCAGGAGAGGGUGCCUGGGAGCAGCUAUAUGCACCAAGUUUCAGUGCCUGAUUUCCAGUCUCUCUGAGAAACAGCAGGUCAAGUUUAAUUUUUCUGGGGAAUUUUAUCGACAAGAUAAUACUAGCAAGCUGGAUUCCCAGAGUUUUCAUCUUCGCAGUGAGGCAUCUGUGGUCGUCGAUGAGACCAGGUUUUUCCAGAAUCACCCAGAAUUCCAUUUUAGCCAGAUCAUUACUGAAGUGGAGCUGAUUUCACCUUUCAACCGUGUUCCCAUCAUCAUUGGCAGUACCAUUGGUGGUAUCCUGCUCUUAGCCAUUCUGGUGGCUGUCUUGUAUAAGUUUGGAUUCUUUAAACGGAAACGCAUACCCCAGGUGGAUGAAACAGCAUUGACUCCAGUUGCCCCAAGUGAAGAAGCUCCUCCACCAUCAAGUAGUUCUUAAGGGAGUGUGGAUUGACCUUGAAUUUGGCAGCAGCCUGAGAGCCAGGACUUCUGAAUUUUCUGGAAGAGGAAUGCAGAGGCAGGCCUUCUAGAUGGGAUGUGGGAGUGGGUUAAGAGAGAGAGGCUGGGAGCUAGGAAAACCCUAUACAUUUAAUAAUCAAAUAUGUUUUUGGAUUGGAAAGCCAGUCUUGACUUUUGUCCAACCAUCAAAUGAGAUGUAAUUUACACAGGCAGGAAAAAAUGUAGUAUAAUCAUGCACUCACACCCCCUUUGAAUGGAAGUAUUGGGAGUGUUUCCACAUGUCAAAAAUGUCCUGCCCAUGGGACACUAGAAUGGCAGGGAGAGGUAUUUAGCUUGGUUCCUUUUCCAUUUUCUUUUCUUUUCCAUUUACUGCAGCAAACCUCUGUAGACAGCAAAUGGAGUUCACAUGAUUAUCUGCACUCCCUUCGCUGACAAACACACGUACACCAUACACUGUAGAAAACUAGUAUCACAGAGAAGAAUUCUAGCCUUGUUCUGUGUAACCUUCCAGUUUCCUAUAUGAAAGGAGUAUACAUUCUGGAGCAACUUUUGUGUGCGCUGCAUUUGCACUCUGAAGUGGUGCAGGCCAGAUAUGUCAUAUCAGCAAGAAACCCUGGGUUUCUUAUUCGUCUGCCCUAUUUAUAUGCAAAGCAGAAUUUGGAAAAGUUACUUUUUUGAACUGUAACUCCCAGAAUCCUCCAACAUGGUAAGUAGUCAUGCUGGAGGAUCCUGGGAACUAGUUAAAAAAAUAUACCCUGCUGGUAUCUCUACUUCUAAUUGUUUCACCAUGUAGGUUGCCAUGGCAGGAUCCUCAUGUUAAGCACCAAAGGUCUCUUCUGCCCAAAUUUGGAGCCAGCUGUGCUGAUAUAAGCAACAGAAUGAUUUCUUUAUUCAAGCAAAAGCCCAUAGAAUUCUAUAUUACAUCCUACAUCCACUGUGCAAGGUUCUCCAUCAGUGUUGGAGGCAGGAUGUCAGGCGUCCUAAUGGCCUUUUAGCUGAUUGAUAAGCGAGAUGUGUGGAUGGCGAUUGGAAGACAUUGAUUUCUGGCUGGUGCAGCAGCUGUUCUAACUGAUGAGGGUUGAAUGGGGAAGAGAACAAGAGAUAAUGGAGUUUCUGGAAGCAUUUUAAUCUCUGUGUACUUAGAUGUUCUAGUGGAGCUCUUUUGAAACAGGAAGUUGAGCCAGUGCAUGUUCAGCAACAUGUUUCCAUGAAAUCAACGGGAUGUGAUUCAGUUUUCUGUUGACAUCUUGCUGUAAUUUGUAGUACCUACUCUAAAAGGCUGAAUUUCAGGCUGCGUAGUUCAUAUAAUUUCAAGGAAACUCACUUUUCCUUCCUGCUUGCCAAAUGAUUAUAUUAAGAAAUGAGUUUAAUGGGAGAUGGAGGGGUGAGUUGGAUUUCAGUUUCCAAAAGGGUAGCUGUGUUAGUCUGUGGGUGACUCACUCUGUCUCUGCCAAACCUAUUUAGACAUGCUGUUGUGAGGAUAAGAGGUGGGUGGAUCACACAGGCUGCAUUAAGCUCUUGGAAGGUAGGUCAGGAUAAAAAUAAUUACAAAUCAAUGGCUUUUUCAGCAGAGAUUUUCCACUGCUUUUAAAAUCCUUCCCAGGGGAAGGAGACUUUCUUUUCUUAAAAGUGUUUGGGAGUCCACUUGAAAAGUAUAGUUUAAUUGCCCCGUUGGUCUAGAUCAAUGCUAACAGGACUUGAAUCCCACUAGAUACACCCAGAAGGCUUAGACAAGCAAAGUAUCCAGUGUGCUGCAGGUCUAAGGGAGCGUCCUUUGGUGUCUGGUUGUACAGGUGCAUGGCAGCAUAAGCAGGGGUUUUAUAUGCCCAUAAACAACAUUUCUAAAAGACUGGAAGGAAGGAAGCCAUUGUUAUAGCGCACAAUUUUGAACCC
This is a messenger RNA of Sceloporus undulatus (fence lizard), 5989 nucleotides long. Its product is annotated as integrin alpha-X-like. Gene Ontology annotation, cellular component: integrin complex; external side of plasma membrane. The transcript is spliced from 30 exons. Gene Ontology annotation, biological process: integrin-mediated signaling pathway; cell-cell adhesion; cell adhesion mediated by integrin. Gene Ontology annotation, molecular function: integrin binding. Lineage: Eukaryota; Metazoa; Chordata; Lepidosauria; Squamata; Phrynosomatidae. The record is from RefSeq and is a predicted model, not a curated record. Bases 564 to 4076 code for a protein of 1170 amino acids.